Messenger RNA from Spirodela intermedia, 87 nucleotides. The record is from the annotation of a GenBank genome assembly. Lineage: Eukaryota; Viridiplantae; Streptophyta; Magnoliopsida; Alismatales; Araceae.
AUGAAAUAUAUCGAUGGUAACUUAUUUCUAAGUAGGUUUGUCCUCAAGUUGGUUUCUCGGAUCAUUGAUCCUUGGCCCCAUACAUAA